Messenger RNA from Drosophila gunungcola (fruit fly), 552 nucleotides. RefSeq lists its product as uncharacterized. The record is from RefSeq and is a predicted model, not a curated record. Bases 1 to 552 code for a protein of 183 amino acids. Lineage: Eukaryota; Metazoa; Arthropoda; Insecta; Diptera; Drosophilidae. Gene Ontology annotation, molecular function: nucleic acid binding. The transcript has 2 exons.
AUGCACGUUGGACCAAAGGCUCUUAUUGGAAUUCUGCGACUCCAGGCUUGGAUUGUAAACGCCAGAGAAAUCGUUCGAAAGAUUCGCUUCGUCAGUCGCAGAGGCGUCCCACUACGCAUCUUUUGUGACAAUGCAACUAAUUUCGUCAGGGCACGAUCUCAGCUUGAGGACUUUAAGCAGCAGCAGUUUGACGAAGCCAACACAUUGAAUGUACAUAACUUCAGCAGCAUCGUGGGAUUUGAGUUUAAGUUCAUCCCUCCGCGAGCUCCCCACUUUGGCAGCUUGUGGGAUGCCGCAGUGAAGUCCAUGAAGACCUUGAUGAUCAAAAACUUGGGCAACUCUGGGCUAACGUACGAGGAGCUUCAAACGAUUGCAAUCGAGGCGGAGGCAAUCUUAAACUCAAGACCAAUGGCACCCCUAUCCGAAGACCCGAACGAUGGAGAGGCACCUAGCCCAGCGCACCUGCUGAUUGGGUCCUCUCUGAUGUCUGUUCCGGAGCCUUCAAUUGACGAGAGCAGACCAUCCUAUCUUACGCGCUGCCAUCCUCUCUGA